AGAAGAAGUAUCACAGGCACCAUCCCACUUCCGUUUUGAAGUCGAUCAUGUCGUUUUGCUCGUGGGACGGAGGCGAGAAAUACAGAAACCACUUUGAAGCUGGAAUUUAUAUUUGUCCCAAAUGCGGUCACAAGCUCUUCAGUGCCAAGGCAAAAUACAAGCAUAAUACACCUUGGCCAGCAUUUACAGAGACAAUCAGAGCAGACAGUGUGUCAAAAGCUGAUGAAACUGAACCUCAGACAAGCAGUAAGGCUAAAGCGCUAAAGGUUAGCUGUGGUAAAUGUGGCAAUGGUCUAGGACAUGAAUUCAUAAAAGAUGGCCCUGAUGGAAUCUCCUCAAGGUUCUGAAUCUUCUCUGACUCACUGCAGUUUGUCCCCAAACAGGAGGAACAAGUCAGUGGGACAGCAUCUAGUCAUGUAAAUGGAAAAAACUAAAUAACAAAGCUACAUUGCAUUAAUAAGUCCUACAAACAGGUUGUAAAAAAAAUCUAAGGUGAUAAAUUGGGCUGUUAUAAUAAUGAUAAUAAUCAAGUUUAUUUGUUAUUUAAAUGUACAACUGCUUAAAAUAAUACAUGUUUUUGGUGGUUCUGCUUUGUUUUGAAGGAAAAGUGUUGUAGAAUCUGUAAAAAUUACAUUCAAGAUAAAGAUUUAAAUUUUUUGGAGAAUGAACCUGUAGGCAUAGAUAACUGUAAUUACUAGUUAGUGGCUGUCAGCAUUAAUUAUUGUGAUCUGAUGUAACAGCAAACCUUCAUGCAAUGUCUGUAACUGAAAUCAAAUUGCACAAAGAUUGUAGGACAUUUUACAGUUGUGCACUUAGUUGCCAAGCCUCUGAUUUGGAAUGUGUUGUGAUAGAGAUAGAUUGAUAAAUAUUGUUGUGAUAGUGUCUAGUUACCAUGAUAACAAAGUGAUUUACAUUUAAAAAGGAGUAACAUUUGUAAAAUAACCCUUAGCCUCACACCUGUUCAAAGGCUCGGCAACCAAGCACACAGCUGUAAAAUGGACGAUUUUCAUUGGUGCAAGUGGACUGGUGACUAGAUCAAGUAGACACAAGUAAUGUGUGUAUUUGGAUUACAUAUAAAGCAUUUUGUUCAUGCAACUAUAGGUUUUUCUCAGCUAAUACUAUAACUUUAAUGCCUACAGUGUAGUUACUGAAGCUGCAUUGAGAAUUUUUGUUGAGGAUUUCAAUGAGUGCAUGGCUCAUUGGAUUUUUGUUUGAAUUUGAUGAAAUGUCCAGAUGAAAACCCUUCCUUGAAGAGAAGCUGGAUGUGGAAGAUCGUCACAGCUUAAUGUGAUAUCAAACAAAACUGCAAUAAACUCUGUUCACUCAG
Messenger RNA from Pocillopora verrucosa, 1327 nucleotides. Its product is annotated as methionine-R-sulfoxide reductase B1-like. The record is from RefSeq and is a predicted model, not a curated record. Gene Ontology annotation, cellular component: nucleus. Gene Ontology annotation, molecular function: peptide-methionine (R)-S-oxide reductase activity; L-methionine (R)-S-oxide reductase activity. Lineage: Eukaryota; Metazoa; Cnidaria; Anthozoa; Scleractinia; Pocilloporidae. Gene Ontology annotation, biological process: protein repair.